ACGGAGAGGCGCGACAACCACAGAGAGAAGAGGAGGAGGAGGCGGCGGCGGCGGCUGCUGCUGCAGGAUGCAGACUCCAUGGGGCUGCUGUGGCUCCUCUCCUUCAUGCAUUCCGCCUUCUUCGGGGAGGAGGUGCUGGAGGAGUUGAAGAUGUCUGGCUCCAUUGCCUCUUAUGACCAGCUGGUACACCAGGUGGAGGUCUUGAAGAAAGAGAACACUCAUCUCCGCCGGGAGCUGGAAGACAACUCCAGCCACCUGUCCAAGCUGGAGAAUGAGACUUCGGACAUGAAGGUCGUCCUGAAGCAUCUCCAGAGUAAGCUGGAGCAAGAGGCCAGAAUCAUGGUGUCUUCAGGAAGGAUGGAGAUGCUGGAACAGCUGGAAGCCUUGCAGAUGGACAUCGCCAGCCUCUACAACCUCAAGUUCCAUUCUCCAGCUCUGGCCCCGGAGCCAGCCAGCCCGGGCCCGAGUCCCAAGAGGAGCCCCCCGCCCGGCGCCGGGCCAGCCAAAAAGGACAGUCUCGGGGAGCUGAGCAGGGCCACGGUCCGCCUGCUGCAGGAGCUGGACAAGGAGAGGUGCUUUCUGUUGAGCGAGAUCGAGAAGGAGGAGAAGGAGAAGCUGUGGUAUUACACUCAGCUACAGAGUCUCUCCAAGCGCCUGGAUGAGCUACCUCACGUGGAGACGUUUUCCAUGCAGAUGGACCUGAUCCGCCAGCAGCUGGAGUUUGAAGCCCAGCACAUCCGCUCGCUGAUGGAGGAGCGGUUUGGGACCACUGACGAGAUGGUGCAGAGGGCUCAGAUCCGGGCUUCUCGCCUGGAGCAGAUCGAUAAGGAACUCCUGGAGGCCCAGGACCGAGUGCACCAUGUGGAGCCCCAGACCCAGCCGAGUGGGAAGCCGGCCUGCCCAGAAGGGGAUGGGGAGGUGGAGGCCCCGACUCAUCCAGAGGAUGGGGGCAGCCAGCUUGGAAACAGCAAGGUGGAGGUGGUGUUCUGGCUGUUGUCCAUGCUCGCCACCCGGGACAAGGAGGACAUGGCACGGACGCUGCUGGCCAUGUCUAGCUCCCAGGAGAGCUGCCUGGCCAUGCGCAAGUCGGGCUGCCUGCCGCUCCUGGUCCAGAUCCUGCACGAUGCUGACCGCCAGCCGGGCCCGGCUGCUGGGGGCGGCAAGGACGCUCGCAUGCGAGCCAACGCCGCGCUCCACAACAUCAUCUUCUCGCAGCCUGACGAGGGCCAGGCCAAGAAGGAGAUGCGCGUGCUGCACGUGCUGGAGCAGAUCCGCUCCUACUCAGAGACCUGCUGGGACUGGCUGCAGAUGCAGGGCCAGGACGUGGGCAGGGGCCCUGAGGGCGGCGCGGCCCCUGUUCCCAUAGAACCACAAAUCUGCCAGGCUACCUGUGCAGUGAUGAAGCUGUCAUUUGACGAGGAAUACCGACGGGCCAUGAACGAACUGGGUGGGCUGCAGGCCGUGGCGGAGUUGCUGCAGGUGGACUAUGAGAUGCACCGAAUGACCAGUGACCCCCUGAACCUGGCACUGCGCCGCUAUGCUGGCAUGGCCCUCACCAACCUCACCUUCGGGGAUGUUGUCAACAAGGCGACGCUGUGUGCCCGACGGGGCUGUAUGCAGGCCAUAGUGGCCCAGCUGACCUCGGAGAGUGAAGAGCUCCAUCAGGUGGUAUCCAGCAUCCUCCGGAACCUAUCUUGGAGAGCGGACAUCAACAGCAAGAAGAUCCUGAGGGAGGUGGGCAGCAUGACUGGGUUGAUGCAGUGCGCCCUGCGGGCCUCCAAGGAGUCCACGCUGAAGAGCGUCCUGAGUGCCCUGUGGAACCUGUCAGCCCACAGCACGGAGAAUAAGGCAGCCAUCUGCCUGGUGGAGGGGGCCCUGGGCUUCCUGGUCAGCACGCUCACCUACAAGUGCCAGAGCAACUCGCUGGCCAUCAUCGAGAGCGGCGGUGGUAUCCUCCGCAAUGUCUCCAGUCUGAUUGCCACGCGCGAGGACUACAGGCAGGUGCUCCGGGACCACAACUGUCUGCAGACGCUGCUGCAGCACCUCAAGUCGCACAGCCUGACCAUCGUCAGCAACGCUUGCGGGACCCUGUGGAACCUGUCGGCCCGCAGCGCCCGAGAUCAGGAGCUGCUGUGGGAUCUGGGGGCCGUGAGCAUGCUCCGCAACCUGAUCCACUCGAAGCACAAGAUGAUCGCCAUGGGCAGCGCGGCGGCCCUGCGCAACCUGCUGAGCCAUCGGCCCCUCAAGUACAAGGACGCGGCGGCCGUCGUGUCCCCGGGCUCUUGCAUGCCCAGCCUCUACGUGCGCAAGCAGAAGGCGCUGGAGGCCGAGCUGGAUGCCAAGCACCUGGCCGAGGCCCUGGACACCCUGGAGGGGCAGAGCCUCAAGGGCCAGCCCGCCAAGAAGCCCCUGCGCCACCUGGACAGCCUGGUCCGGGACUACGCCUCCGACUCGGGCUGCUUCGACGACGACGAGGGGCCCAGCUCGGCCCCCGGAGUGGAGGCCACCAACCCGUCUGUCUUGUCCAUGUUCCUCAACUCCUCCUUCCUGCAGGGCCAGGCGCUGGCCCGGGGCCCCGCCCCGCGUCGGGGACCCGAGCCGGAGAGAGACGACAGCGGCGGCCCUCCGGCCCGCGGGGGCGCCGGCCCCCCGAAGGCGGAGGCCCCGAAGGCGGAGGCCGGAGCGGCGCCACCGGCCAGCAAGCCGGCGGGGGCCGCGGCCAAGGUGGACAAGCCGGCCGAGGACGUCUCGGCCCCGCACACGUCGUCCGACGACAGCUUCAGCCUCAGCUCCGGGGAUCCGGGGCUCGACUGGGCCUUCGCCCCCGAGGGCCGGCGGGAGGCCCGGGCCCAGUCGUGCUCCCCGUGCCGGCUCCCCGAGCCCCGGCGGGAGGCGCCCGGCCGCGGGGGCCACCCGCUGCUGCGGCUCAAGGCCACCUACGCCAGCCUGUCCAACGACAGCCUCAACAGCGGCAGCACCAGCGACGGCUACUGCCCUAGGGAGCUCAUGCGGCCCUGCCCCCGGGCCCCCUUCGCCGACUACCGGGAGGAGCUGCAGCGCUACCAGCAGCGGCCCAGCCGGCUCGACCUCAAGGGGGUCCUGGCCGGCCGGCUGGACAAGGCCGAGCCGGCCGGCCGGGAGCAGCACCGGGCCGUCCAGAGGCUGGGGGCCGGCCCCGGCGGCGGGGAGCGGGAGGGCGGGCUGACGGCUGCCCCCCCUCAGGUCCACACCAUCAAGCUGUCCCCCUCCUACCAGCACAUCCCGCUGCUGGAGGGGAUGGCCAAGGCUGGCAGGCGGCAGGCCUGGCCGCCCGGGCCGCUGCCGCCGGGCCCCGGGGGGCCGAGCAAGGUGCCAGCCAGGCUGGCGCCCCCGGCAGGCCCGCCGGCCCACGCCGAGACCCUGCAGAGGUACUCGGUGGAGGACACCCCCAUCUGCUUCUCCCGCUGCAGCUCCCUGUCGUCCCUCUCCUCGGCCGACCACGCUCUCAGCCACAGCGAGGACCCCGGCCUGGACAGCGACUCGUCCCUGGAGAUCUUGGACGAGGACGAAGGCGAGGAGGAGGAGCGGGACGACGACGAGGAGUGCGACGACGAGGAGGAGAGAUGGAGGCCCCCGGGCGCCGCCUCCCUGCCCGUGGCCAUCCCCGCCCGGAGGCUCGAGAAGAGCCAGGGCCGCGGGGCCGCCUCGGCCUCCCCGCCCCGCCCCGAGGACCGAACGCCCUCCAGCUCGUCAGAGAACUACGUCCAGGAGACGCCCCUGGUCAUGAGCCGCUGCAGCUCGGUCAGCUCGCUGGGCAGCUUCGAGAGCCCGUCCAUCGCCAGCUCCAUCCAGAGCGACCCGUGCAGCGAGAUGAUCAGCGGCACCGUCAGCCCCAGCGAGCUGCCCGACAGCCCCGGCCAGACCAUGCCCCCCAGCCGGAGCAAGACCCCGCUGCCCGAGCCCUGCGCCCCGCCCGAGCGGGAGGCCAGCCAGUUCAACCUCCAAUGGGAGAACAACGUGAAGAAAUUCAUGGAGAUCACCGACUUCAAGGAGCGGUUCCAGCUGCCGCCCGACCUGGACUCCAUGAUCUACUUCACCGUGGAGAAGCCCGUGGAGAACUUCUCCUGCGCUUCCAGCCUGAGCGCCCUGCCCCUCCACGAGCACUACAUUCAGAAGGACGUGGAGCUCAAGCUGAUGCCGCCCUUCUCCGAGCGGGGCGGGCUCCACUUUGCCGGCCACGGCAAGCGGGAGGAGCUGGAGCGGGCGGAGGCCGGCGGGGGCUGGGGCCGGCCCGACCCCCGCUCGGAGGAUGAGCUGGACAUCCUCAAGGAGUGCAUCAGCUCCGCCAUGCCCUCCCGCUUCCGCAAGGCCCAGGCCAAGCAGAAGGCCCGGCCCGUGCCCGUCUACAUGCUGGUGCCUGCCCACGUUCCCCCGAGCCAGGCCGAGGCCCCGCGGCCCAGCCGGGAGCCGGCCAAGGACGAGGACUCCUUCACCGACUCGGCCGAGGGGACGCCGGUCAACUUCUCCAGCGCCGCCUCGCUCAGCGACGAGACCCUGCACGACCCGUCCAGGGCCCCGCCCCGGGCCCCGCCCCAGGACCGUCAGGGAGGCCAGGGCCCGCCGGGGCCCCGGCAGGCCUGGGGGACGGCCGAGCCCGCGGCCGGCAAGCGGGGCCCGGCCGGCCACUCCACCCCUGCCAAGGGGCCCGCCGCCUCCCGCAGGCCCCAGGGGGGCGGGGGGCCCCGGGCGCCGGGAAGGGGUCCGGCCCCGGAAGCCGCCCCCCGGGGACCCCCGAAGGACAGGCCCCGCCUGGAGCUGACGGGCAGCCGGCCCGCCGGUGGCGGCCACCCCCGGGGAGCCGGGCCCCGCCAGGAUGGGGGCCGCGGAGAGGUGGCCUUCCAGUCCCUGUGCCACACCACGCCCACCGAGGAGGCCGUCUACUGCUUCUACGAGAAUGACUCGGACGAGGCCCCGCGGGCUCUGAUCGGGAAGGUGCCCGGCCUCCCCCGGCCUUCCAAAAAGGAGCGCCGGCCGGCCAAGAAGGAGGCAGAGCCCGGGGCCAAGCCCCCACCGGGCCGGAGCCGGACCCCCGCCCGGCUCCAGCACAACUCGAUCGUGGACGAGACUCCGCCCUGCUACUCCCUGAGCUCCUCUCUCAGCUCCCUGAGCGAUCUGGACCUCUCAGAACAGGGCGGGGCCCAGCCAGCCCCCAAGGCUCCCCGGAUCCGCCCCCGGGGGCCCGAGCCCCUGGCCGGCCCCCCGAGCUCACCGAGCGUCAACUCGGAGGAGGAGGGCCUCCAGCCGCGGGGCCCGGGGUCAGCCGCGCCCCGCCGGCGGCGCCCCUCCGCUCGGCGCCGCAAGCCCAAAGCGGUUGGCCCCAAGGAGCGGGGGCCGCCAGAGCCCAGGAGGGAGCCGGGCGAAGAGCCCGGGUCGGACCGGGCCUCGGAUCUGGACAGCGUCGAGUGGAAGGCCAUCCAGGAGGGCGCCAACUCCAUCGUGACAUGGCUGCACCAGGCAGCCGCCUCCUUCUCGCGGGAGCCUUCCUCCGAGUCCGACUCCAUCCUGUCCUUCGUGUCGGGGCUGUCUGUGGGCUCCACCUUGCAGCCAAGCCGGGACCGGAAGGAGCCGGAGAGAGGGGAGCGGGCCGCCCACGGGCAGGCCAAGAGGGAGCCGGCCGCCGUCGGUCCGGGGGGCAGGAAGGUCGUGGCCGAGCGGCCCUCCGAUGCCCGGGCCCCCCGGGCCCCGGAGAAACCCCCGGCCGCCCAGAAAACUCUCUCCGGCCUGCCGGUGGUGUUCCGCGGCCGGACCGUCAUCUACAUGCCCAGCCUGCCCAAGGACUCGGCCAGCCCCCGUUCCACCCCCAAGAAGACAGAGCCGAAGGUGGAACCCCCAGCCAAGCCCCUCGCCCCUGCCAACCAACAGCGCUCUCGCAGCCUCCACCGGCUGGGCAAAAUCUCCGAGCUGACGGAUCUGACCCUCCCGAAAAGGAGCGCCACGCCCCCUGCCCAGAUCCCCAAGGCCCCCUCCUCGGGGUCCUCCCGUCCCUCACCCCCCUCCCGGCCCCCGCCCAAGAAGUCGUCGCCCCCGCCGCCGCCACCGCCAGCCCAGCUCGGCAAGCCGCCGCCGGCUCCCGGCCCGAAGGCGGGGGCCGCCUCGCCCUCGCCUCCGGCUCCCGGCCCGAAGGCGGGGGCCGCCUCGCCCUCGCCCCCGGCCCGAGCCCCCGGGAAGAUGCCGGGCCCCAAGCAGCCCAAGACUCAGAAGUCCCCAGUGCGCAUCCCCUUCAUGCAGAAGCCGGUCAGGAAGACGUUCCCAGCCAAAGGCCCCAUGCCCAUCCUGGAGGAGCAGGGCCCCGGGCUCAAGCCAGCCGCCGGGGCCCCCACGGGCAUCCCACAGAGCAGCCGGCUCAACCUGGUGCGCACCGCCUCGGCCCGCUCCAGCGGGAGCGAGUCGGACCGCUCGGGCUUCUUGCGUCAGCUGACCUUCAUCAAGGAGUCCUCCGGCCUCCUGCGCCGCCACCGCUCGGAGCUCUCCUCCUCCGAGUCCGGCUCCUCCCUGUCCCGCAGUCACUCCCCAGGGGCCUGCCGGGCCCGGCCCGGCCUCCCGGCUGUUUUCUUAUGCUCCUCCCGCUGCCAGGAGCUCAAGGCAGACCAGCCGGGGGUGGCAAGGCCGGGCCAGCGCCCCGCCGCGCCCAGGGGGCCCCCUGGCCCGCGAGCCUCCACGGGGGCCCGCCCCCCCAGGCGGACCAGCUCCGAGAGCCCGUCCCGCCUCCCCGUGAAGACCCACCCCCCCGCACUCGAGCCCUUCAAACGGUACUCCUCCUCACCCCAAAUCAACGUGGUCAAGAGGACCGGGAGUCCUUCCCCUACCCUCUCACCCUGCUCCGAGGCGGGGGGCAGAAGGAGGAGGAGGAGAAGGGGAGCGGAGGAGGAGGAGGAGGAGGAGGAGAAAGAGGAAAAGGAGGAGGUGGAGGUGGAGGCAGAGGAGGAAGAAAAGAGCGCCUGGUCUUCUCCAGCAGUGGUGGCGGCCGGAGAGGGGCCCGGGGAGCAGCUGAUGAUGAUGAAGGGGACAUGGCGGCGGAUCCGGGAUGAAGACAUCCCCCACAUCUUGAAGAGCACCCUUCCCCCUACCGCUCUCCCCCUGGUUGGCCCAGCAGGAGAAGGCGGCGGCGGCAGCGGCGGCCCACUGAGGAAGACCAGCGAUGCCGUGGUCCAGACCGAGGACUUCUCAGCCUCCAAGACCAACUCCAGCACCUCCCCGACCCUGGAGAGCCGCGAGCCCCCCGCGGCCCCGUUCCCCGCCUCGGCCCCCUUCUUGGGCAGCGACGUGGAUGGCCCGGCCAAGCCCGUGCCUGCCGUCUCCUUCGCCCACGAGGGCCCCAUGGGUCCCGCUGGAGGCUUCCCCGCCAGCCGACAUGGCUCCCCGAGCCGGGCUGCCCGGGUGACCCCCUUCAAUUAUGUGCCCAGUCCCAUGGUAGUGCCGGCUGUGAGCGACAAGCCCUUAGAGAAAGCUGGUGGGCUCCUGGACUAGCUCCCCACAUCCUCAGCUCUGCUGCCCCCACUCCCACCGCUGCCGCUGUCUUGCCUGCCAGGACUUAACGCUGCCCGGCCACUGGUACCCUAGAACUAAGGAGAAGCCGCUUUCAGAUUUCACGCUUAAGAGAAACUUCUGCUCCAGUCGGGCUGGGCCUAGGCCUAGGGCAGCCUCUGGGUCGGUGAACGCCAGGAUCGCGUGGAGGGUGCUGGGCAAUGCCCGUUCCGGAGCCCGGGGCCUGAACUGUUUAAUAGGGGUCUGGCGGGAGGUAGAGAGCCAUGCGAGGGCUCGCCUGCCUCUCUCCCCUUCUCCAUCCUCUUCCCUCCCCUUUCUCUGUCUGCUGCCCCUUCCUCCACCCAUCUGACUCCGGCCCAGCUACUUGGAAAUUCGACUUUUCCAGGGGAAUAGGAGGGGCAGCAGACGAGAUUCCUCCCCGACCCAAGUGGAGGGUGACCAGACUGAAGGGGGCAUCGUGGGUGACUGUAGGGCGGUGACAAUCACCCUUUCCCUAGGGGACAAGAAGAAUCCAAGUGAAUCCAUCCGAAAGCCUUCCCCAGCAGCACGCGCAUUGGGUGGGUUUGGAGGAUUUGCCGGGGAGGAGGGGUGUCUCCAAAAAGCACAGAAGACAGUCCGUUACCCCGGUAGCCAGCCUUAAUCUAAGGGUCUGCUGCAUGCUUCGCCUGGCAGCGUGGCACAAAGCCCCAAGAGAUAAAGAUCCCAAUGGUCGAUCGGCCAAUUGGUCGGGGGAGUUGUGGGGAGAGACUCCGCCAGCCGGAGGGGAGAGGUGCGGCCCACGGGCGGGCGUGGAGGGGGACGGGGAGGGAGACCCCGCCAGAUAUUUGCGAUAGGAUCUGUCAGGGACAGGGCCAAAAGCCUGCAAUUAUUGUGACCUGUUAAUUUGCUAAUGACUACUUUUCCACGUUGUUUGCAUUAUGUAAACCAGCUGGGGAGAUGACGGGGGACAGCACCUUAUUACUGGGAAGGGAGAGAGAAGGAGAGGAAAGAGAAAGGAGAAGGAAAGAGGACAAAGAAGAAAAAGAAAGGAGAAUUGGGCUGGGGAGGGCUUCUUGGAGACUAGUUUCCCAGUUUCCUCCAGAAGGCUGAACGGGGGGAGUAGGGUUGAACAGGCUUCAGAAGGGGGAGAGAUGAGAGGGUUGUGUUUAAGGAGACCUUGGAGGGGAGCUGGCUGAUGUGAGAGGGGGAGGGUAAGGGAUACUUCAAGUUUUUCUGCUUUUAAUGAACACAGGAGAGACUAUUUCUUGACCCCCCCCCCCCCAAAAUCCUGGUUUGGGAAUGCCCGGGCCACCUGCCUCCCUCUUCUGCCUCAUCCAGGAAGCCAUGAGGGGACCCGGUGACCCAAGGAAAUGGGUAGGCUGCUCUCUGGCUUCCAGUUGGGGGGCAACUUAAGCUGAAACAAAGACCUGGCUCAGGCCCCCUCUUUGGGGUUGAAAUCCACGGCCACCAGCAUUUCUAGCUUCCAAUGGACCCUGCUGAGUUUUAGCAUGUGCGGAACAGGAGGAGGAGGCAAGAUUGAGAUAAUAAGGAAAUGAGUUUAAAUUGCAGCAAGAGGGAGCUGGGUUAGACGCAAGGAAGACCUUCCCACAUGCCUGCAGAUGGGGAGAAUCAAAGCUAGUGAAACAGGUCCUGGAAGGAAACUGGAGUUUCUGUCUUUGGUGAUUGUUAACCAUAGGGCAGACAGCCAUCUGUCCUAGGUGUGCUAAGCCUGGAAGCAGGGGGAUGGGCUGGGUGACCUCUUGGGGUCCUUCCCAGUUCUAAGUUUCUUGGCUCUCUGGGAUGGGGGGAAGUCCUGAAAACACAGGUGCUCCCCGAGAGGGAGAAAGAGAAAGAAUAAGGAAUGUAGUAGUAGGGGAAAGAGAAAUAGAGUGCCUUGUUGGCCCUUCAUGAUUAACAUGUUGGGGAAUUAUGAGCUGUGGUGACUCACCCACUAGGAACUGGGUUGAGGCCACAGUCAACGAGGCCCAGGCUUCCCUUUCCAUUUUCUGACUGCAUUUUGAUCCCAAUCUUUCCCUUCUCCUCACUUCUUUCUCUAGCUCUCUCCUGAAGCUCCCCAGUAGGUGGAAUGUCCCUGUGCCCAAGUGCAAUAUUUCCCAUUUUGGAUAAAACCAAAAGACAGCUCAGCUCCGUGGUCCAUCCAGCCCGGGACACUGUCUCUGACAGUGGCACUAGGGCCCUUGGAGAGACCGUGUGACAGCGGCCCUCCCGAACACCCAUUCUUGUGGCUGGGGAUGAGCCACCUGACACCCUCGCUUUUCCCUUGACAUCCCUAACUCUCCUUCUAGUGGCUCAGUAGGGACUGCUCUUCUGUAAAUGUCUGAUGGUUUUAUUCCUCCGCUCUCAAAUCCAGGAUGCCCCAAGGGCCACUGACUCCCUCAAGUAGGGAGGAUUCUGCUGACCCAGGAAAACUGUAGAUGGCUGUCGUCAACAGCCCCCAGCUGCCCCUCUCCAAUGGCUGACAGACAGCAGAGGCCUGGCCAGGAAGCUUAAUUUCAUUCACUUGAUGCUACAGGGAGGAUGCAGUUGGCUGCAAAUUGAGGAAAGGAGAACUCUUUCAAGGAGCUGGAGAAGAUCUUUAUUGUCAUUGGUUAGGUGACGCCAGCCAGGGCAUGCCCCAGGAAUUGCCGACUCUCUAUAGGGGCCAGCUCUGUGGGGGUGAUGGGGAUUGGUGCCAUCUCCCCAACUCUUUUUCCGGCUGGGGGUAAAGCCGCUGUUCCCGGCCCUGGGGCUCUCCGGGCCGGACACCUAGCCUUGCUUUCCCGGGGCUUCCACGAGACCCCAAAGCUUCUGAGCAGGACUGGAAAAGCCCCAGAGAGGGUCUCUCUGACCUGUUGGCUCGCCACAGCCUGCCCACCCCUCUCCUGCUUGCUGCCCUUGAAAACCCCCUUUCCCUCCCCUGAACUUAGCGUCCUCCUCUUCCAUAUGGACGUUGGAGUCCAUCUAACCGUAUUUCUUGUCUCCCUUAUGCCAACUCCCACCUAAUGCCACUACUUGCCCAGUCCAGUUGGCCAGGACAAGCCUCCUCUUUGGCCAUCACUGUUGGAGGCGGUCCCUGGGGUGAGGAGGGGUUCUCUGGGGAGAUCUGGAUGCCCCCAUGUCCCAAGCUAGGGCCCCCAUGGCACCCAGGGUUUUCACGUGGCAAGGGGUCAGGGAACAGCAAGGGGAUCUUACUUCCUGGAGAUGUCCCUCUUCCAAGUCACUGUGGUUUCAAAGAGAAGAUACGGUGGGUUGGCGUUUGUUCUGUCCAGAAUGUGACUAGCUAGAAAUAGGAGAAAAACUGUAUCCAGGCCGCCAGACUCCAAAGGGGUGAUGGAGGAAGGGAAGGCAAAGAGGGGGACCCAAGGGUGCUCAGGCUGGGGAACACACCCAUCCACCCACCAGCUGGUAAGGGAAAGGGGCAGCAGUGGAGUGAGGCUGGUAGGGAAAGGCUGGCAAGUCAAAGUUCUGGGGUCUGGAGUCUGAGGGGAUAAGUGCAGAAUUCUGCCCAGCCACCGCUGCCCGCCACAACACACACAAACCCACCAAAUCACUGUCUCUUUGCACCUGUGUGUGCCUCAGUCUCCCUGAGCUAGGAAGGCAGGAGAGAUAUCUACUGGACCUACCUCACCUGGGGUUGGGGGAAGAAGGGGAAGAAUGGAGGCAGUCAGCUGACCCUAAGGGGCAGGGGGAGGGGAGGGGCUUCCCUCUGUUUAAAUUGCCUGUGCAUCAGCAUGAAUAAUAAUAGUAAUAAUAAUUGUGGUAUUUGUUAAGCGCUUCCUAUGUACCAAGCACUGUACUAAGCGCUAGUGUAGAUACAAUACAAUCAGAUUGGAUAUAGUCCCUGUUCCACAUGGGGCUCACAGUCUAGGAGGGAAUCCCUUCAUUUCUCUGUUAGACGAAGUAACAGAAAAAUUAAGGGACUCCCCCAAGGUCACACAGCAGGCAAGUAGCAGAAACAGAAUUAGAACCCAGGUCCUUUGACUCCCGGGCCCGUGUUCUUUCCAAAAGGUCAUGCUGCUUCUGAACUCAAUUCCUACCCUCCUGUGCUCCUCUGGGAUUUUGACUUGAGGUAGCAGGAGCCAUCUGAGACUCAGGGGAGACCCCUCUCCUUUUUCUCCACCCCCCGCCCCCAACCGCAGGGCCAAUAAUCUGGGAAACAGAUGAGGAAACAGGUCAUUUUCCAGCUUCUUGCUUUAGGUUUCUAUGCUGGAAAAGGUAUGGGGAUCCUACAGAGGGGAAUGGGGAAUGCUGUUGAGCCCCGACCACUGCCAGGGACCCAGAGAGGAGUGCAAUAUUGUAGAGUCGGGAAAUCGGACACAGAACCCAGGAGACAUUUUUCCCCACCUCCCCAUUUCUUUUUUACCUGAUUGGCCCAGAGGCCGGGACCCCACCUGUGGCUGGGUAGAGAUUGAGGCUGGGUGAACAGGGCCGAGAUGCUCCUGGGGUUUGCUGGGAUUCAGGGGCUCGGGGAGCCACUCAGCUUCCUUCCGAUUCCAUGGCACACGAGGAACCCGUCACCUUCUGCCCACCGACAGGCCCACUCCAACCUGCCCUGCAGGGGCACCAGGCAUCCCCUACCCCUGUUCUGGCUGUAGGCCAUCUGGGAUGGGAAAAGUAGGAAUCUCACAUCCCAAAUAUGGCAGCAUUCCCAAAGGGCUUCAGUCUGAUCCCAGAGUGUGCACUAGCUCUGUGGGGGUGCCAGAAGCCAGUCCCCCCACCUCCACCCUAGGUUCCCAGGUUGGGGUGAAGCCACUGUUCCCAUCCCCAUGGCCUUGCUCUCCCAGGGGGCUCCCAGGAGACCCCGGAGCUCCAGAGGGGGUCUGGAAAGACCCAGAUGAGGUCUCACCUGUUAGUUCUGUACAGCCUGCCUGGUCCGCCUUGCCUCUUAAGGAAAAGUUGGCACCUUAGAGAAUGAGAGCUCUAGUGGGUUUUGGGGAGAGCAGAGAAGUGGACACAAAAUGGAUCUUGUCCUCUUCUGACCAACUCCUCUUCAGCAGGAUCCACGGUGGGGGCCUUGAAGAAACCUGGAACUCCCAUGCCUUAGAGAAACCAUCCCCAUGGUAAAAAAAAUAUGCCACCUCUCUCCAAACCAUCCCCUCAAUAGUGUAUUUAAUUCAGGGUCACACACACACAAAACCUGUAGCAACAGGGAAUUGAUGCUCACAUGUGAACAUUACCUCACAUCUCCACUCCCACAGCACGUGGGUGUUCAAAACCACCCCAGCCUACUCCAUGGCUUCUUAGUUCCCAUCUCCCCCUCAUUCAGUCUGUCUCCCAUGGCCCACUGCCUCUGAGGACACGUGCUGCCCUUGACCAUCAGCCUCCUCCUGUCAUUUGCAAGUAGUUUAUGGCCCAUUGCCCUCUCCCAUCCCCCUACCCUGUUAUUAAGGAUGUAAUUUCACUGGGACUCUGGACAGUAUUAAAAUGAAACGUGUACAUACUAAGUGUUCCCCUUUUUUCCACUUAUUAAAAAAGGCCAUCUGUCGGUUGAAAGCUGAGAAAGGCAAAACCUUAUUAAUAAACAGAGCUGUUGCAUUGCGCCUGGAGCUGA
Molecule: messenger RNA, 13054 nt
Organism: Ornithorhynchus anatinus (platypus)
Lineage: Eukaryota; Metazoa; Chordata; Mammalia; Monotremata; Ornithorhynchidae
Gene: APC2
Product: APC regulator of WNT signaling pathway 2
Exons: 16
Coding region: 79-7506 (2475 amino acids)
Biological process (GO): negative regulation of microtubule depolymerization; nervous system development; pattern specification process
Cellular component (GO): beta-catenin destruction complex; cytoplasmic microtubule; catenin complex
Molecular function (GO): microtubule binding; beta-catenin binding; gamma-catenin binding
Source: RefSeq, a predicted model, not a curated record